GUUCCGGAGACUGUCGGUUCCAUCGGCCGUGAUGCUGGCCAUAGCGCUAUUCUACAUGUUCUGCAUAGUGCUGAUAUCCAAGAGCGCCAUCCAGCAGCGCAUUCCUAGCAAAACCACUAUGCCGCAGCCUACGCAGGAAAGCGACGACUUUGCGUGGAAACGGCCGGCGCCCACGGCCGCUUCUGGCGGGCUGAAUCCAAGCGAAAAGGACCGCCAGCGGCCGCUGCCCAAGCUCCCGCUGACGCGGCUCCCCGGCUGGCCGACCGAGUUCCCCGAAAACCUGACUGAGCACCGGGAGCAGGUCCUGCAGAGACACUGGCCGACGCUGCACGACAAGCAUGUGGCGGAAAUCGCGCCAUUCGUGUGGCACCACCGGGGCAUCGCCGAGGAGCUGCAGGAAAAGGCGCAGUCGCCGGACCGCGAGGAGUCAGAGUGGGCAUACCGGGAGAUGGCGAGGCUGGGCGUGGUGCCGUAUUACGGGGAGCGGGCGAACGCGAGCUUUGUGGUGCUGAUACGGAACCGGGAGCUGGACGAGUUCCGCACGUCAAUGCGCCAGCUGGAGGACCGGUUCAACCGCAAGUACCACUACCCGUAUCUGUUCCUGAACGACGAGCCGUUUUCGGACGAGUUCAUGCAAAUGGUGGCGGCGUCGACGACCAGCAAUGUGACGUUUGCGCUGAUUCCGCGCGACCACUGGAGCCUGCCCGACUUCAUCGACGAGCAGCGGGCGGAGCGCGCGCGCAAACAGAUGGCGGCGAAUAACGUGAUUUACGGCGGCAGCUUGAGCUACCGGCACAUGUGCCGGUUCAACAGCGGGUUUUUCUACAAGCACCCGCUGCUGCGCAAUGUGGACUGGUACUGGCGCGUAGAGCCCGGGGUGGAUUUCUACUGCGACAUCGACUACGAUCCGUUCAAGUACAUGGCCGAGAACGGCAAGCUGUAUUCGUUUGUCAUAGCGCUGAAGGAGCUGGAGGCGACGGUGCCGACAUUGUGGGAGCACACGCUAAAGUACAUGAAGGAGCGCAAUGUGACGUCGGAGCUGCUGCAGUAUUUCGUGGGGCGGACGGGCAACUACAACCUGUGCCAUUUCUGGUCCAACUUUGAGAUUGCGUCUUUGAACUGGCUGCGGACGCCCGAGUACCAGUCGUAUUUCGAGUACCUGGACCAGGCGCAGGGCUUUUUCAUGGAGCGGUGGGGCGACGCACCGGUGCAUUCUCUGGCGGCCGGCCUUUUGCUGCGGCGCGACCAGGUGCAUUUCUUUGAUGAUAUCGCGUAUCGGCAUGCGGAGAUCACGCAUUGCCCGGACACCACGAGUAGCGUGGAGCUGGGGCUCAAGUGCCAGUGCCCGCUGGGUGUCGAUAACUUUGAUAACCACUCCGAUAGCUGCUUGCCGGCAUGGAAGUCGUAUGAGCCGAAUACGUGGUCAUUGAAGGAUACCGAAGAGGCGCUCAGGCUGAUGCGCUUGAGGAAGAUCCGAUUCAUGAACCAGGAGCCGCGUAUUGUCGCCGACCGCCGCCGCUGGUACGACGUCUUUGCUGGAAUCUAAUCCCCCUUUCCAUCCUAUGCAUGUCUCUCUCUCUCUUUCUUUUUGUUAUUCCCUCUUUUCGAUUCCGAAAUUUUAAAUACAGACCUUUUGUGCUUA
This is a messenger RNA of Linderina pennispora, 1642 nucleotides long. RefSeq names its product glycosyl transferase. Gene Ontology annotation, molecular function: alpha-1,2-mannosyltransferase activity. The coding region runs from base 32 to 1546 and encodes 504 amino acids. Lineage: Eukaryota; Fungi; Kickxellomycota; Kickxellomycetes; Kickxellales; Kickxellaceae. The record is from RefSeq and is a predicted model, not a curated record. Gene Ontology annotation, biological process: protein N-linked glycosylation; cell wall mannoprotein biosynthetic process. The transcript has a single exon. Gene Ontology annotation, cellular component: membrane; Golgi apparatus.